Molecule: messenger RNA, 2121 nt
Organism: Bombyx mori (domestic silkworm)
Lineage: Eukaryota; Metazoa; Arthropoda; Insecta; Lepidoptera; Bombycidae
Exons: 2
Coding region: 1-2121 (706 amino acids)
Source: RefSeq, a predicted model, not a curated record
AUGGAGCACUCCAGCAUUACUACCCAGAUACUAACAGGGCACGGUGGGUUCUCUGCAUACCUGAAAAGAUUCGGGUGUAAGGAGAGCUCAUCGUGCACCUGCGAUCCAGACGCGGAGGAAACGGUUCCGCACGUACUGCUGGUGUGCCCUAUUUUUGCCCGGGAGCGCUAUGACCUGGAACAGGAGCUGGGCGUCGAACUCAACAGAGCAAUUUUACCAGAACUGAUGACAGACAAACAGUUAAAAAAGAAAUUUUUAGACCCGGAGUCUCACAAAGAAUGGGAGCAGACAGCUUAUUCAAAAUCAGAGGACGAACUACCAACUUGGGAGAAUUUAAAAGAUUUCCAGCAGUCAAGAUACCGUACCUUAGAACUUGUAUUGUCCGUGUCAGGGACUUGUAGCAGCCGUGACAAACCUGUAAGAGAACGUUCACAUUUAGUAACUGCCACAGCCACCACGUCACAGCCAAAUGAAAGAACUUGCGUGCUCUGUAAAGAAAAACAUACAUUAUGUCAUUGUAAGAAUUUUACCAAACUGCAACCUAAAGAAAGAGCUGAUUAUGUCAAGACCAACAAUCUGUGUUUUAACUGUUUGGUGCCUGGGCAUUCUGCUUACCAGUGUAAGUUACAAAUGUCCUGUCGCUUAUGUAGAAGACGGCAUCACACUCUUCUCCACCGCCAUCAAGACUCGGCACAAACUGAGGAAAGGAAUCAACCGAGUGCAUCUCACCACGGUGUAGAAGAGAAAGAAGAGGUUAUAAAUAGCAUGAUGGCGUCACAUCACAGUACUAAGCAAAGCACAGCACUACUAGCCACAGCGAUGGUUUUAGCGAGGAACGAGCAUAACCAAACCGUUAUUCUUCGUGCGCUAGUAGACCAAGGUUCGCAGGCUUCAUUUUUAAGCGAGAAGGCGGCUCAAAUGCUCAAACUUAACAGGCAACCAGCAAGAGGAAGUAUCAUCGGGGUGGGAUCUACUAGGACUAAUGUUGAUCACGUGGUUCAACUUAAGAUUGGCUCCCGCUGGAAUCCAAGCAUCAAUCAACCAAUCAACAUACAAGCAUAUGUUAUGAGUAAACAGUUGACAACGAAGAUCCCCUCCAAAGUUGUAACUGUCACACAUUGGCCACAUCUAGAAGGACUCAACCUGGCAGAUCCAGACUACUUCCAACCAGGUUCUAUAGACUUACUUCUUGGUGUUAAAGAGUAUGCACAGAUUGUGCAACCAACACUUAUUAAGGGCCCUCCAGGUUCUCCAUGUGCCCAAGAAACCAACCUGGGGUGGAUCCUCUUCGGAGAAAUCGAUAAUAACCGUGAAAAUGAAUCAUUUCUGGUCCUUCAUCAUCAAAUCCAUAUAGAUCAUAUGUUGAAAUCCCUCUGGGAAAUUGACAAUGAUAAAAAGAGAAUAUUAACAAAGGAAGAAAAGCUAUGUGAAACAAUAUAUGAAAGCACACAUACGAGAAAUAGUGAAGGAAGAUAUCUAGUAAGGCUGCCAUUUAAUACAAAUAAUCCAAUUUCGAUUGAAGGAAAUACGAAGGAAAUAGCUAGAAAAAGGUUACUUCAACUAGAAAGAAGAUUUAAGAAAGAAACUAAACUGAAAGAAGAUUAUACAAAGGUCAUGCAAGAAUACAUAAAAGCUAACUACAUGGAAGAAAUACCUAAGAAUGAAAUAAAUGAGAGAAAAUCAGUAUACUUACCUCAUCACGCCGUGGUACACGCAGACAGAGAAACUUCUAAGACACGCGUAGUAUUUGAUGCUUCAGCGAAGGGCUCUAACUGCAUUUCCUUAAACGAUGAAUUGCUUGUAGGUCCGCAACUGCAAGAGGACUUAAGGAACAUACUUAUGAGAUCGAGAUUACAUCGUGUUUGCUAUGCAAGUGAUAUACAAAAGAUGUACCUGCAAAUAUUACUUUAUGAAGAAGACGCCGAUCGAUAUCAACGCCUUUUGUGGAGAGAGAAUGAUUCAGACCCGAUUAAAGAAUAUCGUAUGCUUCGUGUUACAUUUGGUACAGCGGCGGCCCCUCACCUGGCUGUAAGAACGCUUCACCAGGUGGCGGACGAUGAAGGUCGAAAUCACCCAAUGGCUGUUCGAAUUAUUAAAGAAGAUUUUACAUGGACGAUCUAA